AGCCGCCAGUCAAUUACCGCGUUACUCUACAUAUUCCAUAAGCACCUCAUAUCUAUAGUGCUUAUGCUAUCUUUGAUUUGUCGCCAAGAAUUUAUUAAGUUUUGUUGGGUUUUCAGUUCAAUAAACACAAAAGAUGUCUUCAUUCGACCAAUUGUAUCCAAAUUUCGAUUCCGAGGUAUGGUUACGAUCUUGCGAGCAGGAGGUGGAUGAUCCCAUCGAGGGAAAGAUUACAGGUGAAAUGCCUUACUGGUUACGAGGUACCUUGCUUCGCAACGGACCCGGUUCCCUCAAAGUUGGCCCUAUGCGUUACGAGCACUUGUUCGACAGCGCCUCACUUUUGCACAGGUUCGGAAUCCAAGACGGCGGAGUGACGUACCAAUGCCGGUUUCUUCGCUCCAACACGUUCAACAAAAACCGCGCCGCCAACCGCAUUGUCGUCACUGAGUUCGGCACCAAAGCUGUACCCGAUCCUUGCCAUACAAUUUUCGACAGGGUAGCAGCCAUUUUUAAUCCAGGAGAGGCUAUGACAGACAAUGCGAUGGUAUCCGUGUAUCCAUUUGGAGACGAGAUCUACACCUUUACUGAAGCUCCAGUGAUACAUAGAAUAGACCCAAAAACCCUGGAUACACUAGAACGAAAGAAUCUUAGAGACUCGAUCGCCGUUGUCAAUCACUCGGCUCAUCCACAUAUUAUGCCGAACGGUGAUGUUUAUAACAUUGGAAUGUCUCGUGUUAAUUGCAGAAUUCGCCAUGUUGUUGUCAAGUUUCCAUUUAAUGAGAACGGUGACAUGUUUGAAAAAGCUCACAUAGUUGGUCAGACGAAACCUCGUUGGGAACUCCAUCCUGCCUAUAUGCAUACUUUUGGAAUAACAGAAAACUACUUCGUAAUAGUGGAGCAGCCUUUAUCGAUAUCAUUACUGCGCAUAAUGAAAAACCUGCUAACCAAUGCACCCUUCGCAAACUGUUUCAAGUGGUACCCUGAAUAUGAAACGCAUAUUGUUCUUAUAAGCCGUAAGACAGGCGAAGAAGUGAAGCGAUACCGCACAGAGACUCUCUUUUACCUACACAUCAUUAACACCUUCGAGCAGGAUGGCAAGCUAGUGGUCGAUUUAUGCGCGUAUAAAGACGCUAAAGCAAUGGAUGCCAUGUACACACAUGCUAUUGAGACGAUGCAAAGUAACACGAACUACGCAGAAUGGACCCGAAGUCGACCAAAGAGGAUCGAGAUUCUCCUGAACGCACCCCAAUUAACCUAUUUUGACGCAACUGUAUUGGUAGACUAUGGCUGCGAGACACCUCGGAUACAUUAUGAUCUGUAUAAUGGACGACCAUACAGAUAUUUUUACGCCAUCAGUUCAGAUGUGGACGGAAAUCCUGGCUCGUUGAUCAAAGUGGAUACGAUGACAGGAGAAGUAAAAACGUGGGACGCUGUGGAUUGCUAUCUUAGUGAACCUAUAUUUGUGCCAGCGCCUAAUGCUAAGGAAGAAGACGAGGGCGUAUUGUUGAGCCCGCUGGUGUGGGGCAGCAAUCAGCCGCGGGCUGUCGCACUGCUGGUGCUGGACGCGCGCUCCUUGCGCGAGAUUGCACGCGCAGAGUUCGCCACACCCUCGUCUGUGCCUAGAUGCCUGCACGGUUGGUUUGUGCCCGAGCGCGCCUGAACUACGAUUUUCUUCAAUGUCUUAAGAUUGUAAUCAAAGGAAAAGGGCAUGUAUUUAAUGAUCAUUUUAAAUUAAAUCAAUGUAAUUUUAACAUGUUCUGAUCUAAUGUUCGAUUUGUACAAAUGAGUAUAAAAAAACCAGAAACCAUUCAGAAACGCAAGCAAAUUCGCUUCUGGUUCUGCUUUAUUAUAUUCUAACCUAACUUAAGCUACUGAAUGGAGGGCGCAACCAAAAUUUGACCUAUCUGUUUUUGACGAUCAAAUAUUAAUUUAACAUACUUAAACAUAAUGAUAGUUGUUACCUUGAAUGCAGUUCAUUUAUAAUUUAUCCAUAGAUCAAUUAAUGUAGACGGAACAGUUAAUAUAGUCAUCAGACAUAAAAAAUAUCGUUUAUUUAAAAAGUGCACAUUUACAAUAAAUAAUUUAUAUUUUUGAGGAUCAAAUAAUAUUAUCCCAAGGAAAGGUGUUUGGUGAAUAAAUUGUUACAUUGAGAACAGUUUUUUAUAAUUAAUUAUCUACUCAGUACG
Molecule: messenger RNA, 2183 nt
Organism: Hyposmocoma kahamanoa
Lineage: Eukaryota; Metazoa; Arthropoda; Insecta; Lepidoptera; Cosmopterigidae
Product: carotenoid isomerooxygenase-like
Exons: 14
Coding region: 134-1657 (507 amino acids)
Biological process (GO): carotene catabolic process; retinal metabolic process
Molecular function (GO): beta-carotene 15,15'-dioxygenase activity; carotenoid dioxygenase activity
Source: RefSeq, a predicted model, not a curated record